ACGUGCAGAGCAGACACCACAGCCAAAACGUGAGGAGGGGCCCAGCCCCCCCACCCCCAGGCCCCAGGAAGACCCACUCAUUGAGACCACCCUCCCGCUUCCUUCUGCAGGAAUCAGGAUGGGAAGGCAGAUGUGAAGUCUCUCAUGGCGAAGUUUAACAGCGGGGGCAACCCCACGGAGGAAGCCUUGGUCAAUAGCCGGCCCUUCAAGGUCACGGGCCAAAACUCCCCUUCAGGAAUACAGGCCAAAAAGAACUUGUUCAACAGCCAAGGAAAUGCCAGCCCUCCCGCAGGACCCGGCACCGUGCCCAGGUUCGGGUCCCCAAAGCCACCUGUGGGGGUGAAACCUUCUUCUGAGGAAAAGCCUGACAAGGAGCCCAAACCCCCGUUUCUAAAGCCGACUGGAGCCAACCCACGGUUUGGAGCACAGGCUAACCCGGCCACCAGAGACCCUGAGGCGAAAGUGGGAUUUCCGAAACCUGCAGGCCCCAAGACCUUCAACCUGCCCAAAGAGGAUUCCAAACCUGCGUUUCCCCGGCCUCCUGGGAACAAGCCUUCGCUUCACAGUGCAAACCAGGACCCUGACCUAAAGCCACUGGGUCCCAAGCCCGGGUCUCAUCCUCCAGCCCAGGAAAAUGAACCAAAGCCAGCGUUCCCAAGGCUGCCCGGGGCUAAAGGCAAGUUUGUGUCAGCCUCACCGGAGCAGGACCCCAAGCCCCUCUUCCCUAAACCCGCCUUUGGCCAAAAGCCAUCCCCUUGUGCCCAGGACCCCCAGGAAGAUGAGAGCCCUUCUAAGACGGCGGCUCCACAGAAAGGCCUCCCGGCCCCCCCGGGACCCAAGGCCAGGUCUGGUCCUUUGAAACCUGCCAGGGAAGAUCCAGAGAAUAAAGAGCAGGGAAGCGAGACCUCAAGUUCUCCUUUUUCUGGGGUCGUUCUGAAACCUGCCGCGAGCAGAGGCACCCCAGGCCUCCCCAAACCUGCUGAAGAGAAAAGAGACGAGAGGAAGAUGGAUACUGCCAAGAACGUCUUCCUGAGCAAAAUGAAUCAGGAGGAGCCGGCCCCUGGGGUUCCUCCUGCCAAGUUCCCUAAGACACCUUCGAAGCCGACGAUGACAGGGACCUGGGGCCAAGGUCAAGAAAAGGAAAAGGGGGACAAGAGCUCAGCCACCCCCAAGCAGAAGCCCCUGCCACCCCUGUUUACCCUGGGUCCCCCUCCGCAGAAGCCCAGCAGACCCCCGCAUGUUGACCUAUCGAAGUUCCGAAAAGCCACUUCUGGAAACAGUACCAGCAAAGGCCCAACAUCUUACUCAACAACUUCCCUACCACCACCUCCACCAUCCCAUCCGGCCAGCCAACCACCAUUGCCAGCCUCUCACCCAACACAAUCGUCAGUCCCAAGUCUACCUCCCAGGAACAUUAAACCUCCUUUAGAUCUCAAAAGCCCUGUAAAUGAAGAAAGCCAUAAUAGUGUCAUGCACUCCGAUGGUACUGGAAAUCUCGAUGAGGAACAAGAGAGUGAAGGAGAAACAUAUGAAGACAUAGAAACAUCCAAGGAAAAAGAGAAGAAAAGAGAAAAAGAGGAAAAGAAGAGAUUAGAGCUGGAGAAAAAAGAACAAAAAGAGAGAGAAAAGAAAGAACAAGAAAUAAAGAAGAAAUUUAAACUCACGGGCCCUAUUCAAGUCAUCCAUCAAGCAAAAGCUUGCUGUGAUGUCAAAGGAGGGAAAAAUGAACUGAGUGUCAAGCAAGGAGAGCAAAUUGAAAUAAUCCGCAUCACAGACAACCCUGAAGGGAAAUGGCUGGGCCGAACAGCCAAGGGGUCUUACGGCUAUAUUAAAACAACGGCGGUAGAGAUUGACUAUGAUUCCUUGAAACGGAAAAAAACCUCUCUUGGUGCCCUUUCAUCAAGACCUGUUGAAGAUGACCAGGAAGUAUAUGAUGAUGUCGCAGAGCAAGAAAAUGUUAGCAGCCACAGCCAGAGUGGAAGUGGAGGGAUGUUCCCACCUCCCCCAGAUGAUGAUAUUUAUGAUGGGAUUGAAGAGGAGGAAGUUGCUGACAGCUCCACGCCACAGGUUGAAGAGAAGAGUAACACGUGGUCCUGGGGGAUUUUGAAGAUGAUAAAGGGAAAAGAUGACAGAAAGAAAAGUAUACGAGAGAAACCUAAAGACUCUGAGUCAGACAAUAAUGAAGGUUCAUCUUUCCCUUCUCCUCCGAAACAAGUGGACACGGGAGAGGAAGUUUAUGAUGACGUGGACGCCUCUGAUUUCCCUCCUCCACCAGCAGAGUUGAGUCAAGGAUCCAAGACCAAGACAGAAGAAAAAGACCCCAAGAAGCUAAAAAAGCAAGAGAAAGAAGAAAAAGACUUCAGGAAAAAAUUUAAAUAUGAUGGUGAAAUUAGAGUCCUCUAUUCGACCAAAGUUGCACCCUCCAUAGCUUCUAAAAAGUGGGGGAACAGAGAUCUACAGGUAAAGCCUGGAGAUUCCCUGGAAGUUAUACAAAACACAGACGAUACAAAAGUUCUCUGCAGGAAUGAAGAUGGAAAAUAUGGUUAUGUCCUUCGAAGUUACUUGGUGGACAAUGAUGGAGAGAUUUAUGAUGAUAUUGCUGAUGGUUGUAUCUAUGACAAUGACUAGCUCUGAGCUUUGGUCAUUCUGCUAUGUUCAUUUGAUGUCAAUGUGAACUCUGGGUUUUAGUUGACAUGUUAGCACAGACAAGGUAGCACAUAAAAUUAAUGCUCGACUACUUAUUGCCGUUUGUUAUAAAAUUCUUAUAAAGUAAUUAUAAGUUUUGAAAUUUGGGACUUAGAAAAUGAUUUAUGUACAUUGUGGAAGAGUACAUCAAUGAGAUGUAAAAAUUAUUAAAUACCCACUUCUGCCUUAGCUGCAGUUAUCAAGGCACUUCUUUUAGACUACCAAUAGACAAUUCUCCCUUCCUAAAAAAAAAAAAAAAAUCAUUUGAGAAGAAAUGACUGUGUUGUUUAAAGAAAUGUAAAGAAGAACAGCAAAGGAAUAUAAGGAAGGAAACUUUUAAACUUUCCAUAAGGAGAGAACUAUUGUUUGUACUUCUAAUUAUGAUUGUAUCUUAGAUUCACUAUUCAAACUCUGUGUCUUUUAAAAGGCAGUACUGCCUCCUCUCUUACUAGUGGGUUAAAUGUUUUCAAAAUUAUAAUAGUAGCAGGAUGUUUGUAUAAAGUUUGUCCCUGUUUGUUAAUUGUGAAUAUAUUUUAAUUAUUUGUUGAGAAUGGGCACAAAAAGUAUACAUACCUAAGAUUAAAACUGUAGAAGAG
Molecule: messenger RNA, 3281 nt
Organism: Phacochoerus africanus (Common warthog)
Lineage: Eukaryota; Metazoa; Chordata; Mammalia; Artiodactyla; Suidae
Gene: FYB1
Product: FYN binding protein 1
Exons: 19
Coding region: 145-2628 (827 amino acids)
Biological process (GO): T cell receptor signaling pathway; protein localization to plasma membrane; integrin-mediated signaling pathway
Cellular component (GO): plasma membrane
Molecular function (GO): lipid binding; protein binding
Source: RefSeq, a predicted model, not a curated record